Messenger RNA from Penicillium salamii, 1386 nucleotides. NCBI's taxonomy places the organism in Eukaryota, Fungi, Ascomycota, Eurotiomycetes, Eurotiales, Aspergillaceae. The record is from the annotation of a GenBank genome assembly.
AUGUCGCCAAACACUUCUCCUGCCGCUAAGCGCAAGCGCAGCGCUUCUCACCUUCCCGCCAUCAACAAGUCCGUGGCGGCUGACCUCCAGCCCUCCUCGCGCGACGCGUCCGGCGAGGAUGGUGACGACUCAACCGGCACUCCCAAUGGCGAUGCCCCCAGUCACCCUUCCAAGCGUGUUCGCAAGAGCCUCGAUGCCACCCAGUCGAAGACCAACGGCGCCCCCAUCUCCAAAGAAGACCCCGGCGAGCCCUCCGAGACAACCGUUGCCAGUAGCGAUAUCGAGGACCCAGCGAGGUCCAGACCUGGUCUGCACAUCGACCUGCCUGAAAAGGAGCCCGAAGUUCAGAUGGCCCCGCCGGUCGUCGGCCGUCUGCAGGAUCCCGUCGGCUACCACACCAACCCUCCGCCAACGGGCCGUUCAGUGCGCGUUUACGCUGAUGGUGUUUUCGAUUUAUUCCAUCUUGGUCACAUGAGACAGCUCGAGCAGGCCAAGAAGGCUUUCCCCGAUACUUGGCUCAUCGUCGGUGUCACUGGCGAUGAGGAGACACAUCUGCGCAAGGGUCUGACGGUCCUCAGCGGCGCUGAGCGCGCGGAGACCAUCCGUCACUGCAAGUGGGUUGACGAGGUCAUCCCCUGCUGCCCCUGGAUCGUUACCCCGGAGUUCCUCUCGGAGCACCAGAUUGACUAUGUCGCUCACGACGAUCUGCCCUACGGCGCCGCUGAGGGCGACGACAUCUACGCUCCUAUCAAGGAGCAGGGCAAGUUCCUGGUCACCCAGCGCACAGAGGGUGUCAGCACCACUGGUAUCAUCACACGUGUCGUCCGUGACUACGAUCAAUACAUCUCUCGUCAAUUCAAGCGCGGUGCCUCCCGCCAGGAGCUCAACGUUUCCUGGUUGAAGAAGAACGAGCUUGAGAUCAAGCGCCAUGUCGUCGAGCUGCGUGAUAACAUCCGCAACAACUGGACCAUGACUGGUCAAGAGCUUGGCCGUGAACUGCGUCAGAUCUGGCAGAACUCCCGUCCCAACAGCCCUGCGCCUAGUGCCCGCAACUCCAUGGAUUGGGGUGUCAACCGCGGUCCUCUUACUAGCCCGACUGGCGGUAGCAAGAGCCACCUGUCUCGCGUUGGUGGUGAUAUUCCCGCCCGGCCCGAUAGCCCCAUGGGCUCGCGCCGCAACGAUGACUUCGCUACCGGAUACAGUCUUGGUCUGGUUGGGGGUGUGCGCGCCUGGAUGGCUCGCAGCCGCCAAUCCCUCCAGGAGCCCCCUAGCGGCAUGCACUCCCCCACGGAUGAGGAGAUCGACUCGGAGCAGAAUGGCUACGACGAGGAAGAGCGCGGUCGUGCCGGCCACGCCAGCCACGCUGACCGCGUCCCUGCCCAGUAA